Messenger RNA from Hibiscus syriacus, 4180 nucleotides. RefSeq names its product histidine kinase 1-like. Lineage: Eukaryota; Viridiplantae; Streptophyta; Magnoliopsida; Malvales; Malvaceae. Gene Ontology annotation, molecular function: phosphorelay sensor kinase activity. Bases 228 to 3881 code for a protein of 1217 amino acids. Gene Ontology annotation, biological process: phosphorelay signal transduction system; phosphorylation. The record is from RefSeq and is a predicted model, not a curated record. The transcript is spliced from 13 exons.
GAAAGACUAAUCCUUGACAUGCUAAUCACACUCGGCUUAGCCAUGGCGCAUUGCUGCCUUGGAAGUGGGAAUGACAAAAGAAAGCAGUAUAUCAAGGACAGUAUCCACUUAAGAACAAACACAUUGCUUCUCUUUAUGUACUAGUUACACGCGUGCAUACAUGGGAAUGCAUAUACAUAUGCGUUGCACAUAAGAUCUUAGUUGAAUCAGCACACACUGUACUUCAUAUGGUUUCAACAAUGGCAGAAAAAUAUCCUCCUACAAGUUGUGAAAGUUCGCCGAUCAUAGCCUCGCCAAUGGGAACUCCUUUGAGGAAGGUAUUGAAUAGGAUUUCGGGACUUGCUUCAUCUUGCAGGAGCAAAACAGGUCCCCGAGAUCGAUGUCGUCGGAUUUUCCAUAGGGAUGUGGAACAGGAAGAGUUCCAGUAUGCAAGUGCUCGUUGUCUCUCGUCGUACUACAGCGUUUUCGUUGCUCGCCUCGCGAUCAUGGUCAUGCUAGCUAUCUUGAUUGCUCUGCUAACGGUUCUAACAUGGCAUUUUACGAAGAUGUACACAACCAAAUCACUAAAGAUCUUAGCUUUCAGUCUUCGUUACGAACUUCUUCAGCGUCCUAUCUUACGGAUGUGGGGCAUCUUAAAUUCGACGUCGGAAAUUACGACUGCACAGGUCAAGUUAUCGGAAUAUGUUAUCAGGCGGUACAACAAACCUACCACUCAGGCAGAGCAAGUUGAGCUAUAUCAGAUGAUGAAAGACAUGACAUGGGCACUAUUCGUGAGUCGUAAAGCACUCAACGCCAUAACGAUCAAUUACAAGAACGGAUUUGUCCAGGCGUUCCAUAGAGAUCACAAGGACAACAGUACAUUCUAUAUCUACUCUGAUCUUGCAAAUUAUUCGAUCAGCGGAACAGAUUCUCGCAGCAACAAAAUGUUGCCGACGCGACAAGGAUGGAACGACCAAUUCAUUCAAGGUAACGUGUCUGCGAUAUGGUACCGUGAACCGCUUGACCCCAUCAGUGGGGAAAAGACAGGGAAGGCACUGCCAAUUCCACCGGAUGAGGUUAUCAAUAUUGCAGGCCCUUCUCAAGUGCCUGAUGGGGUAGCUUCGUGGCACGUCUCUGUCAGCAAGUAUACGGAUUCACCAUUGCUUUCCGCAGCACUUCCAGUAUGGGACUCUUCCAACACGAGUAUCGUAGCCGUCGUAGGUGUCACCACUGCCCUUUUUAGUGUAGGUCAGCUGAUGAAGGAACUGGUUGAAGUGCAUAGUGGGUACAUGUAUUUGACCUCACAUGAGGGUUACCUACUGGCUACUUCCACAAACGCUCCUCUGUUGAAAAACACUACAAAUGGGACCAGGCUUAUGAUGGCCGCCGAUUCCGAGGAUCGUAUGAUACAAAUGGGGGCUCAGUGGUUACAGAAAGCCUAUGGAAACAAGUUUCCCCCAGGCGAUGUCGUACACGUGGAGAAGGCCAAUCUCGGCGGCCAGCAUUAUUACAUCGAUUCGUUUUUUCUCAACCUUAAAAGACUACCUAUGGUCGGAGUCAUCAUCAUACCGAGAAAGUAUAUAAUGGGAAAGAUUGACGAAAGAUCAAUAAAAACAUUGAUCAUAUUGAUAUCUGCAUCUGUAGGUAUCUUAUUCAUUGGAUGUGUCUGUAUUUUGAUACUUACAAAUGGGGUAUCAAAGGAAAUGAAACUCAGAGCCGAGUUGAUAAGUCAUCUUAAUGCAAGAAGAAAAGCUGAAGCUUCAAGCAACUAUAAAAGCCAAUUCCUUGCAAACAUGAGUCAUGAACUAAGGACGCCUAUGGCUGCUGUUAUUGGACUAUUGGAUAUUCUUAUCUGCGACGACCAUCUUACGAACGAACAGUAUGCAAUGGUUUCCCAGAUCCGUAAAUGCUCGACGGCUCUUCUUCGGCUUCUUAACAACAUAUUGGAUCUGAGCAAGGUUGAAUCAGGAAAACUGGUGUUUGAAGAAGCUGAGUUCGACUUGGGGCGGGAACUUGAAGGACUUGUCGAUAUGUUCUCUGUGCAGUGCAUCAACCACAAUGUGGAGACUGUUCUGGAUCUCUCUGAUGAUAUUCCGAAAUUAGUUAGAGGAGAUUCUGCCAGAGUUGUUCAAGUUUUUGCAAAUCUAAUAAGCAAUUCCAUCAAGUUCACAACAUCGGGUCAUAUCAUACUGCGUGGAUGGUGUGAGAAUCCCAAUGUGUCUACUUAUUCCGGGAAGUCUGCAUUAAAGACAAAGUUGAAGAAUCAUGGAAACCAUAUGAAGAAGGCCGGCAAGAGAGACAACAAAAUUGUUCUUUGGUUCGAAGUUGAUGACACUGGCAGUGGCAUUGAUCCAAGCAAAUGGGAAUCUGUGUUUGAGAGCUUUGAGCAAGCCGACCCUUCAACAACUAGGACGCAUGGUGGCACAGGUCUUGGACUAUGCAUAGUCCGAACCUUGGUUAACAAGAUGGGUGGAGAAAUCAAGGUUGUAAAAAAGAAUGGUCCAGGAACUCUAAUCAGACUGUUCUUGCUACUCACUACUCCUGCAGAUGGCACAGAGCAACAUGGUCAAAUGGAUUUUGCUAAUCACAGUGUAGCGGUGAUCCUUGCCCUACACGGCAGCAUGGGUAGAUUGGUUAUGUCAGAGUGGCUGUCAAGAAAUGAAGUGCCAACUUUGGAAGCAUCUGACUGGAAUGAACUGACACAAAUCCUUCAUGAACUGUUUCAUCCCCGAACUCGCAAUCGCGGUUUUGACGAUCAUUAUUCACGAGGUGAACCUCUGAGGUCCAGGAUACACAAUCUACAAGACAUGGAGAACCUACUUUACAUUGUAGUUGUUGAUAUGGGGUUGCUUGACUUGAGCACCGAUAUAUGGAAAGAACAGCUUAAUUUUCUCGAAAAAUUCUCCGGCCGAGUGACAUUCGCAUGGAUGCUGAAUCACGAUACUUCCAAUGCAAUAAAGAUCGAGCUCCGCAGGAAGGGACAUGUAUUGAUGGUUAACAGACCAUUGUACAAGGCAAAGAUGCUUCAUAUUUUGAAAGCUGUCAUAAAGGAGAGACAUGCUGAAAUUCACAAGAGAAGUCCCAAGGGAAAUAAAGGCGGGUCUCAUGAAUGUCUCGAAAUCGAUUCAACUCAUUUCGAGACUUGCAGCUCUGAUGAUUCUGAAAUUUCUGAAAAGGGCGGAGCUGUGCAUACUGGGGAGCAACCAAGAGAAGGAACCGUAAAAUCCAACACAGCAAAUUGCCAGACACCGAAGAAUUGCCUGGUCGAAAUGACACGUUUAGGUUCAGAAAUGAACAUUCUAAGGGCAGAAGAAGAUGAAUGUAACGUCUGGCCCAAGUUGCAUGACACUGAAGAUGCCAAAUGCGAAAUCUCCAAUUCUCCGGAACAACAUCGUGUCAGCAGCAGUACAAAAGAUGGAGAUAAUUCGUAUACGAGUAAGGUUGUGAAUGAAGAGAAAUCUCUCGAAGGCCUACGGAUACUGCUAGCCGAAGAUACACCGGUUCUCCAAAGAGUAGCAACCAUCAUGCUGGAAAAAAUGGGAGCCACGGUAAUUGCCGUUGGCGAUGGACUGCAGGCGGUAGACGCACUGAACUGUGAGCUCGAUGAAAAAGAGUACAGAAGGGACAGAUUGCAGACAGAUAUUCAUGAUUCUCCUCCAUAUGAUUUGAUUUUAAUGGACUGUCAAAUGCCGAAGAUGGAUGGAUAUGAAGCAACAAAAGCAAUCAGGAAAUCAGAAGCAGGGAUGGGUUGGCACAUUCCUAUUGUUGCCUUGACAGCACAUGCGAUGUCGUCGGACGAGGCAAAAUGCUUGGAGGUUGGCAUGGAUGCUUAUUUAACAAAGCCGAUCGACUACAAGUUCAUGGUAUCCACCAUCCUUUCACUCACUAAAAGAUCACCCUAAAGUUUCCAGCCUACCAAAACCACUAUCCGGAGACAAAUGCAAUAGGCGGGAUGUAGAAUUUUAUGUCAAAGGACGAACUUAAAUUAUAUAAAAAUCUAAAAAAAAAUUCAGGACUAUUCUGCAUCCCUGGAUACAAGAUUCUUGGGGAAGAAGAAAAAACAUGUUUUUUAACGUGUCUAGUAAACCUAGGAGCAUAACCAAAUUUUCCUGUCUUAGAAAGCUGCUUUAUCUACUGAUGAAAACUCUUAUGCUUGGACAGUGUGCUAUUGCUUUAGUGUCUUAAGACACACUGUAAAUUG